AUGUUUCAGCAGCUCGGUACCAACAAGAAAUGUUUCAGCAUCGAGGCUCUGGUCGGGAAGGACCACGCCGGUUCCGAGGAGCCCAUCCGGCCCACGGCGCUCCGCUUCCCCGAGGCCGUGCACCCCGCUGCCGCCGCCGCUCAUGCGGGGCUGCUGCGGGGCUCCUGCGGCCGGACUCUGUACGCGAGCGGACCGAACCCGCUGCUCCGGGAGCCCGGCACGCACGCGCCCGGUCCCGGUGCGCUUCACAUGCACGCGCUGCACGUGGGCCCGCAGAACCUGUUUGUUCGGCCACAUCAAAGCCCGCACGGCCUUUUCCCGCCAUGGAUUCUACGGAACCGGUACUUCCAAGGUGACGACGGUGGCGCCGACAACCUGCUGCUGCACGCGCCGUUCUCCAGGAAACCCAAACGCAUUCGCACGGCCUUCUCGCCCUCGCAGCUGCUGCGUCUGGAGCGAGCCUUCGAGAAGAACCACUACGUGGUCGGCGCCGAGAGGAAGCAGCUGGCCGGCGGACUCUGCCUGACCGAGACGCAGGUAAAGGUUUGGUUCCAGAACCGCAGAACCAAACACAAACGUCAAAAGUUGGAGGAGGAGUCACCUGAGGCGCAGCACAAGAGGUCAAAGGCCAGCCAGCACGUUAGCCGAUGGCGAGUGGCCACGCAGCAGACGCCGGGCGAAGAUAUCGACGUCAUCAGCGACGACUAGACUGACGCACGCAUACAAACACACACACACACACACACACACACACACACACACACACACACACACACACACACACAGACCAGUGAUUAGGAACAAUACAGCAGCAAUACGCUGGUAAAGCGCUAACGUGGCUAAUGCUAACAUACAUAAAACAAAUGUAUAUUUUAAUGUUUUUUUUAUCUAAAAUUCGAAAUUGGCAAGCAAAUGUGAACACACACUUUGUAGCCGGUCUGUUGCGCAAUCAAGUCACAUGACACACACACACGCGCACACACACACACCGCAGAACUUCCAUGAAGUGAACGUUAAGCAAAGUUUGUUGCGAAAAAGUAAAACAUUAUUUUUUGUAUGUGGAAAAAAAAUGUUGUAAAGUUUAAAAAGUGCCAAGAAAAUAAUAAUAAUAAUAAUAAUAAUAAUAAUAAUAAAGUGAAUUUAGUAUGAAACAUUUUCUAUUGGAGCAAUAACUGAAGGCAUAAAUCCAUGAAUUUAUCAGUCAAUCAAUCACUGAUCAAUGCUUUUUUUGCUUAUUUAUGUAAAAAAAAGUAUUCUAUGCAUCUUUAUUACUAUUCUUUCUUUCUUUGUUUUGCUCCUCUUGUCAUCUGACGUAGCUCCUCCCCCAUAGGUCACGUGUUCUUUUCCCUCCCAGGGGGCGGAGUCAACGUUGUACUUCCCGUGUUUUUCCAUUUGAAAAUAAAUAAAAAAGCAGUU
Entelurus aequoreus (snake pipefish) is the source of this 1416-nucleotide messenger RNA. It is a transcript of the gene emx3, whose product is annotated as empty spiracles homeobox 3. The transcript has 3 exons. Gene Ontology annotation, biological process: regulation of DNA-templated transcription; brain development; neuron differentiation. The coding region runs from base 1 to 708 and encodes 235 amino acids. Gene Ontology annotation, molecular function: DNA binding; DNA-binding transcription factor activity, RNA polymerase II-specific. NCBI's taxonomy places the organism in Eukaryota, Metazoa, Chordata, Actinopteri, Syngnathiformes, Syngnathidae. The record is from RefSeq and is a predicted model, not a curated record.